GGAAGACGAAGAUGAGGUCUUCAAUAACACCUACCUGAUGGACCUGAAGGCGGGCCGUUGCGAAGUACCCGGUACCAGCACGACAUUCAAGAGUUGCGAAAAUUUGGCCAACAAUAAGGACGAGUCGAAUUUCAAAAGGCUGUCGGAGCUGAGAUGGAGGAAUUCUAUGUGCCCCCCACACCUGAGGAGCUCCUACGCCACCGAGACCGGCCUGGAAGAGUUCAGGGAGAAUGAGGUUAAGUCUGUGGACACGAGUGCAACUCACCUCCUGCCAUCAGACAACGUAACAACCGGCAGAAGAUCAACAUUAUCCUCAUCUGGCCUGAAAUGGAACAAGGAUCGCGGCCAGGGCACCAGCUAUCGAAAACCAGGCCCUCCGACACCCAGCAAACACGCCGGAAGGAACAGCAUCGGUGGCAGAAACAGUCUUCAUAGUUCAGAUCUUCCCCGAGACAUUUUGAAGGAGAAGAAUGACAAUAAAUCCACCAACACUGGUGCUGUUAAGAAAGCAAAAGCCAGCACACCAAACAGAAUCAAGGCCAUGUUUGGGGGAUCCAAAACGCAACAGAAUAACGAGUUCCGUCGCAAGUCUCGUCGUCGCAUCAGUUUGAAUAUCAGUAGGAAAUUGAAAAGAUCAUUUCGUUGUUUACGUAACAACUCGAUCGCUUCGGAAACCUCCUCGGGCUCAUCCAGCAUCGAAAAACACCAGCAAAGGAAGCGUUUGGCGUCCGCGCCCAAACCUGGCGCGAUUGCAUCUUGGAGGGAGCCGAAGAAGUCGAUCAUCGACUCUUUUUCGUCCAGUACCACCGAUGAUGAUAAUGAUGAUGAUGAUGUUUCGGUUGCAUCGAACAACGUCUCGCAUGGUGUGGACGACUUUGGAGUGUUCACUGAAGAUUUAAAAUACUACGUGGAUUUAUUAAAAGAAGGAUUCGAGACAAAGUUGAGUUUGAGGAGAAGGAAUCGCAUUGGUGCACAGUCGUCGACGCCGAAAAAGUUGGACAGGAAAACUGUGCUGGAUGAUGAAAAACCUACAGCAUCUUGCAGUGUGAAAGUUGACUCUCCAACAGAAGUUUUGCAUAUCCAGGCAGACGAUUCCCAAAACCUCGUCAAUGCCAACUUCAUUCUGACCCCUAUCAUCGAGCAACAAACACCAGCGGAUGCCCAAACUCCGCAAAAUCUCGUUCGCCAAGUUUUAAGCAUCAGGUCGUCGACUCCUAGAAAUGCCCAAUCUUUUACCAGUCCCAAUCCCAAUCAUGUGGUGAUCGAUCUGCCUUCGAUUAGAAGAUCGAGGUUGUCAUUGCCGAGUAGUGCUGGUCACAGGACGGUCAUUACAUACAGCGAACAGGAGCAGAUAGUACUUAGUGGACGAAAUCGAUUAUUUGAGGAGAAUAUGGUGACGAUGAUGUUGGUUGCUGUUAUUUUAGUGGUGUUUGCUUCGGUUCUGGUUUACUACAAAUAUCAAACGAAGGAUUGAGAUAAGCAAAAGGAAUGGCACCAUAUGGCUUACACCAAGUUUUCUGUGAAAUGUGAUAUGAAAGAAAUUAAGAGUUUGCUUUGUGUUUUUAUAAUAUGAUGAUUAAUUUGCUAAUUAAAUCAAGCUUCAAUCGAUUUUAAAUUAUUAUUAAAUUAUUAUUAUAAUAGUGGUUAAUAGCGAGACAAUAAUAAAACUGUGGAUUCGGCUUCUGACUCUGUUUUAUGUUUCGUCAGCACUUACAAGAACCAUUCUUGAAGAGUGGUAUUAUACUUCCAAAAACUUGCAGAUUCCGAUUUUAAU
Messenger RNA from Ctenocephalides felis (cat flea), 1774 nucleotides. RefSeq lists its product as uncharacterized. The transcript has 4 exons. Lineage: Eukaryota; Metazoa; Arthropoda; Insecta; Siphonaptera; Pulicidae. Bases 38 to 1474 code for a protein of 478 amino acids. The record is from RefSeq and is a predicted model, not a curated record.